GAUUAUCCGGGCACACAGUUUUCAAUGUGGAUUAGAGACGGACAGCAACUUCAAAAUUUGGUAACGAUCAGACUAGAAGGUUGCCAAGGAUGCCAACAACUCCCACCCCUGGAGCAAUUACCUUAUCUUAAAGAACUCACUAUUAGUAGAAUGGAUGGCAUCAAAUACAUUAUUAAUAACACGACAGGCGAUGCAUUAUCAUUAUUCCCUGCAUUGAGGUUUCUGAGGUUGCGUGAAAUGGCUAAUCUAGAAGGGUGGUAUCCGGGGGAGGAUAGAGAAACUGCUCCACCCAUGUUUCCAUGCCUUGUUAAUGUGACGAUUACUCGUUGCCCGAAGUUGACAACCAUGCCACCACAAAUUCCAACUCUCAUAGAUUUAUCCAUAACAGAAUCAUACUGCGGGACACAAAUCGCACUCAUGUCCAAGGAGAAGGGGUUCUUCAAGCAUUUGAAAUCUCUUGAAGCAUUGUCUCUAGAGAGAUGUGAGGAGUUGACUUUGCUACUGGAAGACAAGGAGGACACAAGACCCUUAAGCUCAUCACUUCGUUAUUUAGAUAUUAAUGAUUGCAGUCAGUUCUCAUUAUUAGCGGCUUUGCGGAACCUCACCUCUCUCGAAACUCUCGCGAUGGGUCAUUUUGAAGAACUAUUGUCCUGGCCGGAUGAAAUGUUGAGAGAUUCUGAGUCCCUCAGAGAGCUGCGUUUAUAUUUUUGCAAAAAUUUGAUAGGUGCAUCAUCACAAGGAGAUUGUGGUCUACCGUUUCUAGAGGAUCUUGGUGUUUUUGAUUGUGAUGCGCUGAUAGAAUUGCCCAAGUGCCCCACAUUACUCAAGAGCUUGUCUGUUUUCCGAUGUCCAAACAUCAAGUUUUUAUGUUCAGAUAUGGGACACCUCACUUCAUUAUUUAAACUAGAGUUAUCAAAAUGCCCUGUGCUAGAGUCUCUACCAGAAGGGAUGCAAGGCCUUACUUCCCUUCAGAAGCUAUAUAUUAAAGAUUGUCCAGCACUGAAGUCAUUCCCAGAAGGCCUCCAACAGCGGCUUCCUACUCUUAAAAGGCUUUAAAUCAGUGGAUGCCCUAAGCUAGAGAGGCGAUGCGGGCCAUGAGGAGAGUAUUUCCACCUUGUCUCUAGCAUCUCAGAAAGAUCCAUAGAAAGCAGCUCUAGAAGGACACUACUAGCACCUUGUCUAUAACAUCAUGAAAGCAUAAAUGUUCUCAUUUUUGCAGUUUCCCUGAGUUGAUCUCAUUGUCCAAACCAACUUCCAGCCAUUUUAUCAGUGACUAUACUGCAGCAAGUGGGACCACACUUCAUUAUCAAGAGGAUGAGAUGCCCAGCUGAUUCACAUAUUGUUUUGCACAAGAAUUUUGGGCUUUUCUCUUCAAAGAAUUGGACUUGUAUUAGCUUUAUGCUAUCUGUGACUAAGCAAAUCUCCAAAGGAUAAAGGCUCAACAUGUUAAGAUAAAACCCCCCAGCCCCCAGGAGAAAUAAAAAAUUGGCUUGGUUUUCCCGAUCGAACUCAGGAAGAAUUUGGAGUUGCUGGUGGUUAUUUCUUGGCAACAAGUAGAAAAGUUCAUUACAUUAUAGAUGGAUCCUCAGAUGCUGUUAUCUAUCAUCAGCAAUCAGCAGAAGCUUAUUGCUUGGAGAAUCAAAGCCAUUGUUGCAUGUUUUACCUAUAGAAUGAGUUUGAGAAUGAAAAGAAUUCCUCUUCUGAUUUCAGAAUUGAUUACAAAAAUUGUGUAUUGUUGAUUCUG
Dioscorea cayenensis subsp. rotundata (Guinea yam) is the source of this 1744-nucleotide messenger RNA. RefSeq names its product putative disease resistance protein At3g14460. The transcript has 3 exons. The record is from RefSeq and is a predicted model, not a curated record. Bases 25 to 1056 code for a protein of 343 amino acids. NCBI's taxonomy places the organism in Eukaryota, Viridiplantae, Streptophyta, Magnoliopsida, Dioscoreales, Dioscoreaceae.